Molecule: messenger RNA, 4116 nt
Organism: Mesorhabditis spiculigera
Lineage: Eukaryota; Metazoa; Nematoda; Chromadorea; Rhabditida; Rhabditidae
Source: the annotation of a GenBank genome assembly
AUGCACUGUCAGCUUCCGUCGAUUUGCGGUUACGGUAGACCCCACUGUAUCUACGAACAAAACCAAGACAACUGCGGCGGAGUCGAGAAUUUUGUCGCAAAAGUCGAGCAGCUCGGCGUGGAUCAACCCGUAGCCCACACUUGUUGCCGACUGUCCGAGCCAAUCGCCACGCAUCUGGAGAACGACUGUUUCAUCUACGAGCUACCGGACGGGACGACGACGGCUGCCGGAAGUGAGGAGGAGAAGCUCGAAGAAAAAUCACAAAAAUCAAAUCUGACGGUCGUCCGGAGUCUCGACGAGCUCUCCAAGGAGUUCACGGGCGACGCGAAAAAUCAGGAUGCCGGCUCGAAGACCUUCCAAUUUCAUUUCUACUCGCUUACCGAGAAAAGCCCACCCGUACUUCUUGUCAAGGCUAUACAACGCUACAGUCUGGGCUACCGGGUGACGAUAUGCCGGGCCAGAUGCCUGAAUCGAGCGUCGGAAGCGGAGGCAGAUUCGUUAGCGGCAGCCGCUUGGCGUGGCUUUGAAUGGGGCAGAUGGUCGAAGAAGUUAUGGCAAAAGAUGGUGGUCGCCACAAAUCAUAUCGAGAUCAAAGCCAAUGAAAAAUCGGGGCCUGCAAAUAGUACUGAUGCGGAAAGUUCUGGAAAAUCGGCUUCGGAAGCUUGGAGUGAUGGUGGCAAGGGUACUGUAGAGGAAGACGGAAGUGGUACUCAAGCGGACGGCUCGACAACCAAGCCACUGAAACCGGAAAAGCCGGAGAAGCGCAAUGAUCGGCACCCACCCUUUCCACCGAUUGAUGGGGACACGCCGAGUAAGAAUUCUGAAGCCAGCCAAGCCAAAAUUCCGCGGACUCCAAAUUCCGUAGCUAAAUUUGAUGAACCCGAAGUUGAAGCUAAACCAGCGAAGGCGAAUAUCGAUGAACUCAGCCGAGAAAAUCUCGAAAAGUCGUCUGCAGCUUCUGCCGAAUCCGGAAAUCAAGUCCCGCCCGAGAGAUUGGAAGUGCCUAGAAAUUCGUCUGAAGCUUCGGAAGAAUCUGAAAAUGAAGUCAGUUCCGUCGAAGUCAAAACCGAAGCCAGUGAAGAAAAGCUGGGCUAUAGAGAUUCUGCAGAGCCUGACGAUACGGGUGAUUCGGAGAGCAUUCCGGAAGCGGAAGGACUGUCUGAAGAAGAUGACGUCAAGACUGACGACGCUGAUUCUGAAGUCAAAAUCGCUUCUCCGGUUCCUCCGGAAGCUAGUGAAGAAGGAGAAGGAGCUGGAGGAGCUGGAGAAGCUGCUUCUGAUGAGAAUUCUGAGGCAGGAGGGGAUUCAGAAGACGUUGAGGAUGAUGAAACUGAUCCGGAAAAGUCUGAGAAACUAAGGCCGGCUGGUAAAAAUGAAGUUGUUGAAGCUCCUGGAGCUCCUAAAGCUACCGGAACUUCUUAUGCUACUGGAGCAUCAAGGGCAACUGAAGCAACUGGAGUUCCAAAAGCCAAUGAAACUUCUGAAGCUCCCGAAGUUCCUGCUCAGCUCAAACCUGACCCAAGAAACCUCAUAGACCGAAAAUCUGGAAAUGUCGGAUCCUCGACCACGCAAAAACCAAAAAAUCCGGCAGAUCUGGGCCCAGACCCUGAAAAUUCAAGCGGAAAAGUCACCGGAACGAAACCGGAAGCAACGAAAAAGUCGCUGUCAGACAUUUUGAAGCCAGUCCGACCAAGUGGCAAGCAGAAACUUGAUGUUAACCCUGAAUCUGGACACCUACCUUCAAAUGGAGACAAGAUUUUGAGGCCGAGUGACGAGGACCCUCCGCUUGCACCUAACGACGGGGCAGGAAACGGAAAAACUGGGCGAGCCGCACCAAAUGCUACGAGUUCCAGGCCAAGUGAAAAAACUACAGUAAAUCCGUCAAAUUCGAGCAGUUCAACGCCGGAGCCACGCAUUAAGGGCAGUGUAAAGCCUGAUCAGGCACGUAAGAUGAAAGAUGAAGCUCAGGAGAAUCCGUCGAAGCCGCUGAAUCCAGCUAAGCCAACAGGCUCGGAAUUACCUACGGCUGCAAAUAACGGCAGUCCAGAAGCGGUUCCCGACCGGAAGUUGGCUCCAAACGUUCCGGAAGGCAACCCGGAUCCUUCCGGAGGCCAAAAACUGACAGGAGAUCGGACAGUUGCGGAUCCGGAGGGAAAGUUGAUCCCUGAAAACCCACAAAAACCUGAUCCGGCAGAUCCGGAAGGUGGCCGCCUACCUAUCAUUGACCCAAGCGAUCCCAAGACUGACUAUAAAGGCGAAAAAUCUGUUCCGGAAGGUGACACUGAAACAAGAGCAAGACCGGGGCCAGGAGGUCUUCAGGGCUCGGGAAAACCACUAGAACCUCUUCCGGAAAACCUUAAAUCUGGAUUAUUUUCGAAAAACGAUAAAAGCAAGAGAAACCGGAACGAUCCGGAGCCUUCCGGAAGCAUUAAUGGUACAAAGAACGAGGCUCCGGAAACGCAUCCAGUCGACGUCGUCUCAGGACACUCGAAAAACGUGCACAAACCGAUUAUCGAGCGAAGGGGAUGGCUGCCGGAUAUUCAAGGAAACAGCAAGAGACUGCCGGGGGAGGGUACGGUAGAUGGGGCGCAUGAUAGGAAGGAGAAAGGUGGAGGAGAAGCUCACGGAAAUCUUGGUCAAGCUAAAGCCAUGGGCUCGGAAUUGGAUCCCAAACAUGAAAAACGCGCAGCCGAAAAGAUUACGGUAGAUCUGGGCACUAAUGGAACGCUUCAAAACUCGAAAAAUCCUGGAAUUCCGGAUUCCGGAAACGCCAUGAAGCCGUCGAAAAUCGAGAAAACGGAUAAAACCGAUCUGUUAGGAUCUGGAAAUUUAUCAGGAAAUGCCAAAAAUGACAAAAAUUGGAUAAAUCACGACCGUGAAGCUGGUGGAUCCGGAAAAGGUACCGGAUCAAGCUCAGAAAAUGGAACUCAUGGGGCCGGAACCAAAGCCGAAAAUGGGCAAAACGGCAUAAAGAAUGAAAUCGGAGUUUCCAACAAAGAUUCCUAUGAAGACCUGGGCAGUAAAGAGAAAGACUACGGAAUUGAUGAUGGGACGGAGGAUGAGGGCGAGAAAGUACCUGGAGAUCCGGAAGAGGAUCCGGAUACGGUAGAAUCGAGGCACCAGAAUUCAACCAAAGCUGACAAAAUGGAUUCUGGCGAAGACUUCAGCGUUGAGAAUGCGUUUGACGACAAGGGACGGCCGAGUCUGGCGCUUCUGGAGGGGGAUCUGGAUGGAGCAAACGACCCACCCGAAGCCCUAGACUAUGGCGAAGACGCAUCCCAUCACGUUGCGAAUGCCGCACCCAUUCAGAAAGAAGCCGUGCGCCCUGUACAACUUCCGGACGUCCCACCGGAUCCGGAAGCCAUCGCGAACCGGAAUUACGUGCGGGAGGACGCGCGGUUUGAUGCGAAUACACGGAUUAUUGAUGCGCAGGAGGCACAGGCAGAAGCCGACGAGAAAGCCGCUGCUGCCCAGCGGGCCAGGCGAAACUGCUUUUCGGGAGAUCUUCUUGUUCCGACACCAUACGGGAACAGGAGAAUGGACGAGCUGCAGAUCGGAGAUAGGAUCCUGGUCCCGAUCGCGCCGGGUGUCUCUCAGUUCGAGAUGAUCGAAAUGUUCUACCAUAGAGAUCCUGAGAAGGAGACCAUGUUUUUGAAGAUCAAAACAAGGGAAAGGUCGAUUAGUGUGACGCCAAAGCAUCUGAUCCCGGCUGGAAAUUGUGGCGACUUGAACGAGACGCUGACGACUGAGGGGGAUGUGCAAAAGCUUCUUCGUUCCUCCAUUUUCGCCCGUAACCUAAAACCCGGGAUGUGUCUGGUUACGGUAGAUGAUUAUGGUCAACUCGUUUUACAAGAAAUUCACGAGAUUUCUCGUCAGUAUUCACGCGGUAUCUACGCCCCGGUGACGGUCAGUGGGUCGAUAGUGGCCAAUGGGAUCUUGGCUUCGUGUUUUGCGGAGGUGGAAUCACAUACGAUGCAGAAGCUGCUCUACGAUUUUGUUAGCAUGGUUUAUCGAUAUUUUGGGAUGAGUGGCUUUUCAACAGACCACAUCCCCAUCCCGGCUCUACUCGAUGUCCUACAGUACCUCGGCCAGCUCACAGUCCCGUUUAUCCACCCC